GAUUAAGUCUCCCUGAUUUUCGCAACGCUGCAUCCCAUGUUGCCUAUUUUUCUUGCAUCCAUACCGGCGAACUUUUCAUGUCGAACCUGCCGCAUUUCCUGGAGCGCGACCGCUAGAGGUGCCAUUGUCAUCCCCAGGAAAGCGCCUGUUCGCCAAUUUAUCGUCUCUCAUUUUGCAUCCCAUCACACUACUCCAAGGCCAAUCCCAUAAUCUACAUCUUAUUUCCCAACAUGCCGAGCAUAGUUCGAUUUGGUCGGCCCAAGAAGUCAUCUAAACCAGAGACUGAGAAUGCUAACUCCACUCCCCAUGUAUCAGCUACACCGAAUUCGUUCCGAGCUCCUCGUAUCAGUUUGCCCCAUGUCGAUGCAGAGCUGAACAUGGCACAGCACAAUGGGUUGUUUGAGGUCGACCCUCCCGAGCGACAAAAAGGCACGGAGGCCGCAGAGACCAUAAUGGAUAGCACAAGUCCGCCUCCGAGCUACAUCAGUAAUGCGUCAGCAAACCCCAUGAACGGCGAUGCAACUGGAGCAGAAUGGUCCUCCGCCGUUGGUCACGCAGCUACGGGCAAGUCCGGUCGUGUCAUACACAAUUUACAAGAGGAUAUCGCGCGGUUGACUCGCGAAUGCAGCGUUUACCGGUCUCGCGCAGAGGAAACGCAGCGGAUGAACGAAGCCUUCAAAACUCAAGUACAAAACAUGACCGAUCGUCUCCGGAACCUUGAACACUCGAACGAAAUGAACCUACAUUCACUCUCGCGGAAAGAAAAAAAGAUUGAGGAACUGCGCGCUGAGCUGAAGGGCGAACGGGACAGGCGGCAGCAAGCGGAUGACGAGAAAGCCAGAUUCCGCCAAUUGAUGGAUGAAGCGCAGGACGGUUUCCAUCAAAAAUGUGCUGAACUUCAAGAAAUCGCUCAUCAUGCCCAAACUCAGUACGAUGUGCUCGUGAAAUCAGGGCAGCGCGAACGGGCGGACCAACAACGGAGGCUGAAAAAUAUACGAGACGAAUUCAUUGCAUUGAGGGAAGCGCACAAUCAAACAAAUUCACAAUUAAGUCAGUUGGACGCCAUCAUGGCUCAGAAAGAUCAAGAGAUUGAACGCGGACGCGCCAACUUUGACGCUCUAUUUAAGGAGUACGAGGCCUACAAGCGAGCGCAUGACGAAGAGGUGCGAGACUUAAUAAAACAAACCCGGCAAGGCGAGGCGAAGUUCAACGCUACACUUGCGUCUUUGAAGGAAACCGAAAGCCAGAUGAAAUGGGUUGUACAGGUUAAACGCGAGGUCAAGGACGCCGAAUGA
Molecule: messenger RNA, 1295 nt
Organism: Aspergillus nidulans FGSC A4
Lineage: Eukaryota; Fungi; Ascomycota; Eurotiomycetes; Eurotiales; Aspergillaceae
Exons: 2
Coding region: 231-1295 (354 amino acids)
Source: RefSeq, a predicted model, not a curated record